Symbiodinium natans is the source of this 2058-nucleotide messenger RNA. The record is from the annotation of a GenBank genome assembly. NCBI's taxonomy places the organism in Eukaryota, Dinophyceae, Suessiales, Symbiodiniaceae.
AUGCCGCCCAAAGACAUCAAGAAGAAAAAGGUGCAAUCGCCGAAGCUUGCAGCCAAAUCUUCACCAACGCUGAAGCCCAAAGCAUCUCCGAAGCUCGGUCCCAAAGCAUCUCCGAAGCUCGGUCCCAAAGCCAACCCGAAGAAGAGAAAAGCUGACGUCGACAAAGCAGCUGCAGCAACAUCAGUGCGAAAGAAGCAAGCGACUGAGGACAGCCAUGAUACCUCCGGGUCACUUGCAGUCUGUAAAGUCUCUGAUAUCAAAGACAUAUCAGAUGCCAGCCGCGAAGCACUGCUCACCAAAAACAUUACGAUGUUGUUUGAGAUACAGCAGAAGGCGUUCAGCCCUUGCUUCAAAGGCUUGGAUGUGGUUGGCCGAGCAAAAACAGGAUGCGGCAAGACUUUGGCUUUUGUUUUGCCUGUCGUGGAACGGCUCCGUGAUUCUGCCAAACUUGCCUGCAAGAAAGCCCCGCUUUGCACAACUAUUGCGCCAACUCGCGAACUUGCAAGACAAAUCUUCAACGACUUCGAGCUUCUCGGCAAUGCAUCUGGUCUGGUUGUGAAGUGCUUCUACGGUGGAACCCCUUUUGGUCCACAAUGCGAAGAUCUCCGCAACGGCGUUCACGUCUUGGUUUGCACACCUGGACGGCUGCUAGACCACGUUCGCCGCAGCAGUGUGGCUUUAUCCAAUUGCAAAACCUUAAUUCUCGACGAAGCUGACGAGAUGUUGUCCAUGGGCUUCCAGGAAGACAUAGAGGCCGUUCUGGAUGAACUGCCCAAAACCAACUGUCAGAAGUUGCUUUUUUCCGCUACCUUGCCAAAAUGGGUCAAUGCAAUUGUUGAGAAGCACCUGACCAAUCCAACAUGGAUUGAUGUGGCGCAUGAUCCGCAAGGCAAUAAAACCAACGACUUGAUCAAACAUCAAUGUGUGCAGUGUGCACCAGCAUUGAAGGGUGACUGCAUUGGCGACCUGUGCAAAAUUCAUGCUGGCGCAUUCGGCAAGACCAUCGUGUUCGUGAACACGAAGAAGGAAUGCGAUGAACUUGCAGGGAAUGACAAGCUGCAGGCAAUUGGUGCCGGCGUUUUACAUGGUGACAUUCCUCAGCAUGCUCGAGAAAAGACCAUGGAUGGGUUUCGAUCAGGUAAGAUUCGAUGCUUGGUCGCCACAGAUGUGGCCGCACGGGGCAUAGAUGUUCCUGCUGUUGAUCUGGUUGUUCAGACGCGGCCCCCUCAAGACUUCGAAGCAUAUGUGCAUCGCUCGGGACGCACUGGUAGAGCUGGCAGGAAAGGUACAUCUGUCACGUUCUAUUCCAGGAAUGAGGAAUACCUUGUCAAGCUCAUCGAACACAAGAAGGGGAUAAAGAUGCAAAGGGUGGGCCCACCUCAAGCUAGAGAUGUCGUGGCCGCGGCUGCCGAGGAUGCUGUACGCCAGAUUGAUACAGUCCAUCAGGCAAGUGUCGAGGCAUUUACGGACAAAGCACGGGAGCUGAUCGAAGAACGGGGUGCUGAGGUCGCACUGGCCGCGUCAAUGGCUGCGCUUACAGGACAUUUCCGUGAGCUCAAGGGCCGCUCUCUCCUCUCUUCGUACGACGGUCAAACAGCACUUCUCCUGCAAUCAGAACGUGUCAUCGAGACAGACUCGAAAGGAUGGUAUCUGCUGCGUCAAAUGCUGCCGCGGGAGUUGGCCGAUGCCUGCCGUGGAUGCAAGCGCUGUAAAGAUGAGAGGCUGUGUAUCUUUGACGCUCCGGACAACAUUGUGCCCAUGAUUCUCGAGGCCACGCUCUGGAAGGGCAACACGAUCAAAGUUGCCACUGAGUUGCCAGAACUUCUUGAGGCCGAAACUGACAUCUACGAGGCGAACCAGAAGCUGAAAGAGAGCAAGCAGCGGUUCUGGGAGCGGAGAAAAGGCAGCGGCAAGGAUGGAAAAGGAGGAAAGGCCGAGGGCCGAGGGGGCCGAGGCCGAGGCCAAGGUGGGCGAGGUGGCGGUCACUCAGGUCACGGAGGUCACGGUGCCGGACGUGGCAAGGGGCAGUCUGGCCGAGGAUCUCGGGGAAGAGGGUAG